Molecule: messenger RNA, 1390 nt
Organism: Trifolium pratense (red clover)
Lineage: Eukaryota; Viridiplantae; Streptophyta; Magnoliopsida; Fabales; Fabaceae
Product: heavy metal-associated isoprenylated plant protein 3
Exons: 5
Coding region: 174-1103 (309 amino acids)
Molecular function (GO): metal ion binding
Source: RefSeq, a predicted model, not a curated record
AGCCCAUUUUUCCUUUGCACAGAACAAAUACGGCAGCCAGCAUGUUAAUCUUUUUCCACCUACUUAUAUGUAUGUGCGUUACUUUCGCUACUAGUAAUUAAUACUCCCACUAACAGUUACUAUACAAACACACACAAAUUCAAUUUCAUUCCAAUUUUCUUUCAACAAUCACAAUGGGGAAGAAGAAAAAUAAGAGUAAUGGAGGAGAAAACAACAACAAUGGAGGAAAUGAAGAAAACAACAACAAUGGAGGAAAGGAAGAAAACAACAAUGGCGGAAAUAAGGAAAACAACAACAACAACAACACAAUGAUCUUGAAAGUUCAUAUGCAUUGUGACGGUUGUGCUUCCAAAAUCACCAAAUACCUUCACUCAAUCAAAGGUGUUGAAACGGUGAAAACAGAGAGUGAGACCGGAAAAGUAACCGUCACCGGUAAAGUGGACCCCACAAAAGUGAGGGAUAAUCUUGCAGAGAAGACAAAGAAGAAAGUUGAACUUAUUUCUCCACAACCUAAAAAGGAGAAAGAGAAUAACAAGAAGGAAAAUGAACCAAACAAUAACAAAUCUGAUGACAAAAAAACCAAAGAUAAUAAAGAGUUGAUUACUACUUCUGUUUUGAAAAUGGUACUACACUGUCAAGGUUGUAUUGACAAGAUUGAAAAGAUUGUGAUGAAAACUAAAGGGGUUAUUGAUAUGAAGAUAGACAAAGAGAAGAAUAAUGUGACUGUUAAGGGUACAAUGGAUGUGAAAGGACUAGUUGAGAAUUUAUCAGAGAAGCUUAAGAAGAAAGUUGAGGUUGUCCCUCCUAAGAAAGACAAGGAAGGUGGUGGUGGUGGUGAUGGUGGUGGAGGAGGGAAGAAAAAGAACAAGGGUGGUGGUGGUGGAGGAGGAGGAGAAGAAGGGGGAGAUAAUGGUAACAAUGGAGGAGGAGAAGUUAAAAUGAUGGAGCAUUUGGUUCAAGUUCAACCACCAUAUGGUUUUGGUUAUGGAAAUGUUGAGGGAUAUAAUGGACAAGUUUACCAAGAGUUGAUACAUUUUCAUAUGAAUUCACAACCACCACAAAUGUUUAGUGAUGAGAAUCCUAAUGCAUGCAUUGUCAUGUGAAGUGUGAGUUGUCACUAUGUCAGAAAUUAAUUUCAUUCAAUUCAAUUCAAUUCAAUUCAAUUCAACAUGGUGGAUUGGUGGUGGUGAUGAAUGAUGAUAAUCAUGAUAGUGGUCUUUUGUUGAUUCCAUGAGACAGGGAAAAAAGAGUAGCAACUAGAGUGGUCAGUGAGUCACUAGAGUCUUUCUUAUUGUUUUCUUUUUUUAAAAAAUGUUUUGUUCUAUGUAUGUAAGGAAGGGUUUUGAUGCAAUUAAAUUAACCAAUACAUAUGGAAAUACCAAUUUAAUAA